UUAUAAAAAAAAAUUGUGAGGAAUCAGAAAUGCACAGAUCAAAACCUCGUCGGUCAGCCGUCGUCUCGACCUAGCAACACGGAUCCGGCGGCGAUUCCCAGUCUGCACUCCGUCCGAGGCAGAGGAAAGAAUGGCAUCUUCCGGCACCAGCAUCGCCGUCGCAGAGGCUGUCUGGGAGCAGAUCAAAUCCUCCCGCUCAGCGUCCGACGAUCACCUUUCCAUAUUGCACUUCCUCUUCGGCAAGAACUUGGAGCGCGCCACUAGGAUCGUCGACCAGGGAGGCGUCCGGAAGUUGUCAGCCACGCCCAGCCGCCGGUCCCUCUUCUUGGUAGUCGGGGAGUCAAGGAAGAAAGAGGAGUACAUCUGCUUCCCGGAGCACCACUGCACUUGCUAUUCCUUCUUCUACGACGUUGUCAAUCGGGGGGAGCAGCUCUGCUGUAAGCAUCAGAUAGCUGCUCGGUUAGCGGAAGCUGUUGGCCAGCUCGAGGAGAUGGAGGUGUCUGAUGAGCAGUUGGCGGUGAUGCUAUCAAAGCUCUGAUUCAAAGAAGUGGAACCCCAUCUGAUUAGUUAGUUAUCUUGUGUGCUUCCCCUUUGUGUUUUCUAAGAUGUUCAUGUUAUUUGAACUUGGUUUGGAUCCAAACAUACAUUAGACAUGGUUA
Molecule: messenger RNA, 659 nt
Organism: Zingiber officinale
Lineage: Eukaryota; Viridiplantae; Streptophyta; Magnoliopsida; Zingiberales; Zingiberaceae
Product: zinc finger SWIM domain-containing protein 7-like
Exons: 5
Coding region: 131-538 (135 amino acids)
Biological process (GO): double-strand break repair via homologous recombination
Cellular component (GO): Shu complex
Molecular function (GO): zinc ion binding
Source: RefSeq, a predicted model, not a curated record